AUGGGUCCGGGUGGGGCUGCACCCAGAGGGGCGGGGAUCGGGAGGCGAGCGCUGGACGCUGGGCAGCGAGCGCGCGUGUACUCAGGCUCGGAGUCACCGGGCAUCUCGGGAGCUCAUCUGCUCUGCUCCCGGUUGCGGCCGGGUCGGCGGGAUGAGGGACGGCGGGAGGGGACCCUGAGGAAGCGGCGGGAGAACGGCCCAGACCGCGAGGAGGGCGGAGCCGGAGGCGGCAAAGGCCCCGGUCUAGGGGGGGGCUCGCCAGCGCGGCAGGCAGACCCAGGCCGACAGAGCCCUAAGGCCCGGCUAGAGGCAUGUCCGGACCCCCGAGCCGGGAGCCCACCGCUGCCGCCGUCGCCCCCUUACCUGUCGGCCGGCACAGAGCCCAGUGUGGGAGGCGCCGAGUCCGCGAGCCCCUCUGCCCGCCGCCGAUUCAAAUACCGACGGUUGGCGAGAGCGGCCAAUCAGCGCGCGGCUGAGGCGGGGCACGGGGCACCGACAGCCAAUGGGAGGCAGAACGCCAGACCACGCCCACUAGGAGGUUUCGUUUCCGGGGCGAGGGCACGCUGGGCGAGGCGGACGCCGGAUUCCUCAGUAAAGGCGGCCCGUCUGAUGCGCCUAGAGGAAAGGCCGCACGCGGGUGGGUGGUGGCUGCGGAGCCCGCCGUCGCCCAAGAAUCCUGGGCUUUGCUGCGGACGCGCCUGGGCUGCGCGGAAAUCAGGGCCCGAGAGCCUCUCCCCUGAGUCUUAG
Molecule: messenger RNA, 747 nt
Organism: Rangifer tarandus platyrhynchus (Svalbard reindeer)
Lineage: Eukaryota; Metazoa; Chordata; Mammalia; Artiodactyla; Cervidae
Source: the annotation of a GenBank genome assembly